Molecule: messenger RNA, 5572 nt
Organism: Alligator mississippiensis (American alligator)
Lineage: Eukaryota; Metazoa; Chordata; Crocodylia; Alligatoridae
Exons: 2
Coding region: 292-3528 (1078 amino acids)
Biological process (GO): proteolysis; DNA integration
Molecular function (GO): RNA-DNA hybrid ribonuclease activity; aspartic-type endopeptidase activity; nucleic acid binding
Source: RefSeq, a predicted model, not a curated record
AUGCAGGCAGCCCUAGUGGCAGCUGCAAUCACGAGAAAACCUAGAGAUGAGGGAUCCUGGAGACAGCCGCAGAGACGGGGUCCAUUAGAGAAAGAUCAAUGUGCCUUUUGCAAAGGAAAAGGACAUUGGAAGCAGGAAUGCCCUUAUCGAAAAGUUGGGGAAGGUGAAAAGAAGAAAGAGGAGAGCAGUGGAUUGUUCGCUUUUGGAAGGGAUUCAGAUUGAAGGGGACCGGAGGCCCGGGAGGGAAAGAUAACCCAGAUCCCAGUGUCCCCUGACGAGCCUCUGGUUAAAAUGCAACUAGGGGACAGAGAUGAAUUGGUAGAUUUUCUUGUAGAUACAGGUGCUGCCCAUUCUGUUUUAACUCAAAAACUGAAACCUUUAAGUAAAAAGAUUGUGCCGGUGGUAGGGGUUACAGGGAAGGCAGUAACACAAUCCUUCCUACAGCCAAUGACCUGUAAUAUUGGGCAGGCCGAAGUUACCCAUCAAUUCUUGUACAUGCCAAACUGCCCCGUUCCCCUUUUAGGGAGAGACCUCCUCUGUAAACUGCAAGCUACGUUGUCGUUCCAGGAUGGGCAAAUGUUUUUAACAGUGCCUCCUGAAAAGGGGUGGCAUUUACAGGCUUGCCUUCUUGGCCUUCUCCAAGAGGAGAGUACACCGGAUAUUCCUCAACCCCUGCUCGAUGCUGUUGUUCCAUGGGUAUGGGCAGGUCACCGACCUGGGAAGACUAAAAAUGCUGACCCUGUGAAGAUUCAACUUUUGCCAGGGGCCCAGCCUCCAUGUGUGAAACAAUAUCCAAUGCGGGUGGAAGCCAGGAAAGGACUGAAGCCGUUAGUUGAACGGUUCCUGGAGUAUGGCCUUCUCCGUGAAUGUACAUCAGCUUUUAACACGCCCAUCUUGCCUUUGAAGAAGCCUAAGAGUAAUGAAUAUCGUUUCGUCCAAGACUUGAGAGCUGUAAAUAAAGUGGUUGUGAGUAUAUACCCGGCCGUGCCUAAUCCGUACACCUUGCUAUCUGCUUUGAACCCAGAUCAUAAUUGGUUUACGGUUAUUGAUUUAAAAGAUGCUUUCUUCUGUAUACCGGUAGAGAAGGGAUCUCAGGAAAUAUUUGCAUUUGAAUGGGAAGACCCAGAUACUAGCAUUAAGACUCAGUUGUGCUGGACUGUUUUACCCCAAGGAUUUAAAAACAGCCCAACCUUAUUUGGCAAUGCAUUAAGCAAGGAUUUACGCAGGCUAGAAUUGCCACUGUCCUGUGCUCUUUUGCAAUAUGUAGAUGACUUGCUUUUAACAGCCACCACUGAAGCAAGCUGCCUGGAAGGAACAAUUUGCCUCCUUAAUUUUCUGGGUCAACAAGGGUAUCACAUUUCCAGGAAAAAGAUGCAGCCCAUAUCCCAGAAGGUCACAUAUUUGGGAUUUGAAUUACAGCCUGGUCAGAGAGCCCUGUUGCCUGAAAGAAAAGAAGCUAUAUGCCGGCUGGCACCCCCAAUAACAAAGAAACAACUACGAGGAUUUUUAGGUACAGUAGGUUUUUGCAGGAUUUGGAUUCCAAAUUUUGGGGUUAUUGCAAAACCUCUAUAUGAGGCAACACACGGAGAUGAAAAGGUACUUGAAUGGACUGAAGAGUGUGAGCAAGCAUUCUGCCAGUUAAAGCAGGCUCUCAUUGAAGCACCCGCCUUAGGACUACCGGACACGAGUAAGCCUUUUUCCCUUUUUGUGCAUGACCGAGGUGGGGUAGCCGUGGGAGUCUUAACACAGAAAUUGGGUAGCUGGCAACGACCAGUGGCAUAUUUUUCAAAAAAAUUAGACUUUGUGUCAUGUGGAUGGCCUGCUUGUCUCCGGGCUGUUGCUGCUACCUGUCUGCUAAUACAAGAAGCUGAAAAAUUAACCCUAGGCCAUGAAAUGAUUGUAUAUAUUCCUCAUGCAGUACUUACAGUCUUGAAACAGAAAGGAGGGAACUGGUUAACUCUGGGACGAAUGGCUCGAUAUCAGGCCAUCCUCCUAGAUAAGCCUGAAAUAAAAUUAGCCAUUUCUCGCAAUGUAAAUCCAGCAACACUGUUGCCAUCUAUGGGUGACACACCAGAUCUUGUGCAUGACUGUUUGCAAACAUUGGAAACUGUUUAUUCUUCAAGACCAAAUUUGAGAGACAGACCUCUUGAAAAAGCUGACCUGGAGUUUUACACUGAUGGCAGCUUGAGUAUAGAGAAUGGAAUUCAAAAAUCCGGAUACGCUAUCGUGACUGCACAGAAUGUGAUAGAAGCAGGACCUUUAAACCCAUCUGUUUCAGCUCAAAAGGCUGAACUCAUUGCUAUGACUCGGGCUUUGCAAUUGGCGGCCAACAAAACUGUCAAUAUUUAUACUGACUCUAAAUAUGUUUUCCUUGUUUUACAUGCUCACGGAGCACUAUGGAAAGAGCGAGGUCUACUUGAUUCAAAAGGAACAGGCAUUAAACAUAGCAAGCAGAUAAAAGCCCUCCUUAAGGCAGUCUGGGAACCAAAAGAAGUAGCGAUAAUGCACUGCAAAGCUCAUCAAAAGAAAAAUGAUGAUUCAUCCACAAAAGGUAAUCGAUUUGCUGACGCUACAGCAAAGAAAGCAGCUAAAAAACCUCAGACAGACUUGCUGCCCGAAGUAAGUAAUCUGUUACCUCUCCUCCCAGACUUAUACCAGCCUGUGACACCACAGUAUGGGGAAAGAGACAAACAAUUGAUAAGAGAGUUUCAAGCAAAGAAGGGGGAGCACGGGUGGCUAGUAGCAAAGGAUGGCCGCAUUAUCAUCCCAGCUGCCUGGGUUUAUGUGGUAGUGAAGAGAGCUCAUCAUGGCACCCACUAUGGACCCAGGGCCCUGAUAAGGUGGAUCAGUCACUAUGUAACUGGAGUGGGAUUAAGAGAGGCUGCCAAGAAGGUAUCAGAGACAUGUGAGGUCUGCCAGAGAAAUAACCCAAAAGGAGGGAGAAAAGAAACUUCAGGACAUCAGAGAAUAGGCAAUGGGCCAGGAGAAGAAUGGCAGGUGGAUUUUACUGAGUUACCCCGGCAACAGGGGAUGAGAUAUCUCCUUGUCUUUGUGGACACUUUCUCUAAUUGGGUUGAGUGCUUCCCAUGUCGGACUGCCCAAGCCCGAGAGGUGGUCAAGGCACUCCUACGAGAAAUUAUACCUCGCUUUGGACUUCCAAAAGGAAUAGGGUCAGACAAUGGCCCACAUUUCAUUGCACAAAUUACUCAAAAGGUUUCUGAGUUCCUGGGAAUCAGCUGGCAUUUACACACCCCUUGGAGACCCCAGUCCAGUGGAAAAGUGGAACGUAUGAAUCAGACCUUAAAAAGACACCUUGCAAAGAUUUGCCAAGAAGCUCGACUCAAAUGGCCAGAGGCCCUACACUUGGCCCUGUUGCGAGUAAGGGUCGCACCACAUUCUAAAUUGGGAUUAAGCCCAUUUGAGAUAAUGUAUGCAGGUACGGGACGUGCUGCAGACACAGAACCAGUCUCCUACCCCGGAAAAUCGAUUAUUACCUGGAAGUUACGCUCUUGUGAAAGAUUGGAAUGAGGAACCACUUCGAGCCAGAUGGAAGGGCCCGUAUAGAGUACUUUUAACGACCCCGACGGCAGCAAAGCUCGAAAGAAUCAAGACUUGGAUACAUUCCAGUCGCCUAAAGCCGGUGGCUGAACCAGAACAAGAAGAAACUCCUGCAAACUCCGGGACCGGAGGCAGAGAACAGUGGAAGGUGGAGCCAAUAAGGGACUUAAAAUUCCUAUUCAAAAGAAAGGAACUUUGAAUAAUUUGUCAAUCUUUGAUCAAGUUUUACAAGCCUUAUUAUGAAAUUGUUCAAGGUUUUAGUGUGGGGCACCCUAAUUUGUCCACUCCUACUUAUAGGAGGGGAAAAUCUUUUACCACAAGAAUUUGACCCUCAGGAAAAUGUCUGGAUUUAUCUGGCCCGGGAAAUAUUAAAUAGAACAGACUUCUGCUUGGCAGGAGGGAUCAAUGCUCAUCUGGUUUUUACCUCAUGCUUAAUUGCAGUACCUACCCCUUUGAAAAUUUUACAGAAUUAUACUAUGCUGAAAGAUGUAAAAAAGGAAAAUACAUAUCAGGAUAUAUAUAAGUGGGGGACUGUUGUAAAAGAGAAAAGCAGAGACAUGUUUUCUGUAUGGGUUCAGGCAACAGCUAAUUUCUGAAUGUUUCUUAAUAAUGAAUUGUACCAGUAAUUGCUUUAAAUUGAACCAAGGUAGAAAAAUCUUCUGUAAUAAGACCAGUCAAAUAUCCUAUGUAUAUACACAUACCAUCCUUCCUCGAGGAUGGUUUCUGGCCUGCGGGAGAAUGAUAUAUUCAUACCUUCCAGCAAAUGCUACUGGGGGACCAUGCACCAUUGCCCGGGUAACUGCAGCUCUUCCAAGGAAGUCUGACCUAAUGCACACUGAACAAACCCCUCUUGGUGGGAGGUUUAAACGAGCAUACACUACUCUCACUGCUGAUUGUGACGAGAAUUAUUCCCCUGGACUAUUAUCUAAGGCAGAAUACAUAGCAUUAGCUGCAUCUAUGGUGGGGGUUCCGGGUCUUGCUGUAAGUAAUAGCAGAAAUCUUAAUGCAGUAGCCUGUGUUUUAGCAAAAGCACUAAAUGCUACAUCUCGAGCGCUCUCAGCCUUGAAUGCUGAACAAAAACAACUAAGGGACGCUGUCUUAGAGAAUAGAGCCGCUAUUGAUUAUCUCUUGUUACGACACAAUCUGGGGUGUGAAACCUUAAAAGGAAUGUGCUGCUUCAACCUCACUGAUAAUUCUGUGCUAAUUGAAGACAAAAUUGGUGCCUUACAAUGAUUGACACAGACAUUGAAAGAAACAUCUGGCUUAGACUUUUCCUGGUUAACUUCCUGGCUUUCCAAUUUUGGAUGGUUGAAGCAGUUGUUUUGUAUGGUUAUUCUGUUUUGCUUUAUAGGGAUUAUGAUCUGUUUCUGUAUCCAUUGUAUACCGGUUUGUAUCGCAUCUAUCUUCAGGCCUAAGGUAAAUCAAAUGAUUUUGCAAAAAAAGAAAGCUGAGAAUACUAGAUUUGUGUUAAGUCAAAUUGAAUGGAGCAAUCAUAAUUAAUAAUAAUUAUAAAUGCUCCAGAUGAGGGAAAUGUAAGGUUUGACCUAGAAACUACUAUGCAAAGCCUAAGCAAAAGUGAAUGUUGUGUGUCGAAUGCCCAUCUGCAAUGAUAAGGGGCAGACAGUCUUAGAUAGAGGAAGCUUGAAAACAAAAAAACAGAAUCAGAGGUACUGGAGCAAAGAGCUCAUUAAAAUACUAAAAAUCACACCCCGAGGCGGGGAAGAUAUAUGCUAAUGUACGUUAAUGAGAUACAUAGCUAAAACACAGGUAUAGAGACAUGCUCAGUAAAGAACUCCUUGCGUCACUCCUUUAUAACCAAUUAGCAAACAAGGAUGCUUAUGAAGAUUCAACCUCUGGUAUAUAAGGGGCUCAGUAUUGAAUGCGCUUGUGCUUGUCUUGGGAGAUUAUUCCGCUUGCACCUUUUAUUGCUAGCAAUAAAUCAUUUUUAUACUUUCACCCCUGGUAUCUUUAUUGGCCUUUGCAUACCGGGCACGAACCCAGACUUGGGCUGGGG